Symbiodinium natans is the source of this 246-nucleotide messenger RNA. The record is from the annotation of a GenBank genome assembly. NCBI's taxonomy places the organism in Eukaryota, Dinophyceae, Suessiales, Symbiodiniaceae.
AUGAAGGAGAAUGGUUCGCAAGGGCACGCCGAGCAGGCUCAGAAGGCCUUUGCGACCCUCCUGCCCAGGGCUGGUGACCAGCAGCCACAGCCUUCUCCUCCUGGUGCCGAUGCAAGCUCCUCUGCCGUGCAGACGCAGGCUUGUGAUCUCAAGGACUUGUCCUGUACAGACGACCUUCAACAACUUCGCAAGGACAUGGAGGCUCAACAGGAGAGAGAGUUCGAGAAGAUGAGCCAGCUCCUCCAG